Coccinella septempunctata (seven-spotted ladybird) is the source of this 2174-nucleotide messenger RNA. Its product is annotated as GPI mannosyltransferase 4-like. Gene Ontology annotation, molecular function: alpha-1,2-mannosyltransferase activity. Bases 55 to 1989 code for a protein of 644 amino acids. The record is from RefSeq and is a predicted model, not a curated record. Gene Ontology annotation, biological process: GPI anchor biosynthetic process. Gene Ontology annotation, cellular component: endoplasmic reticulum membrane. NCBI's taxonomy places the organism in Eukaryota, Metazoa, Arthropoda, Insecta, Coleoptera, Coccinellidae. The transcript is spliced from 3 exons.
UCAACCACAUUUCAGAUAACCGUGUGAAAGUUCAAUGUAGAGAGCGUUCAAAACAUGUAUCGUUACUAUGCUGCCGCUAGAAUUCUACUGGUAUUCAUUCCGUUUAUGGGCUAUAUACACCCAGACGAAUUUUUUCAAAGCGUGGAAGUUGUAGCCGGUAAAUUCUUGAACGUUGAACACAAACUGACAUGGGAAUUCAAUACCACCGCCCCAAUUCGAAGCAUGGCCUUGCCAUACUUCACUUUGGGUAUGUGCUACAAGAUGCUGCUGGGACUGGACUACAUUACCAAAGUCUUUUUAGGCAUCCCUAUGUUAACUUCAUAUUUUGCCAUCUUAAUCCCCCGAUUGUUCAUGUGUUUAACCACGUUUGUCGUCGACUUUUCCCUGUACAAAAUUUGCAGCAACAACAAUGAAAAGUGUAAAUCUAGACUGGUUAUUUUAUCCACUUCUUACGUUCUCUUCACUUAUGGCACUCGGACUUUUUCCAACUCUUUCGAAAUGUGUUUGUUUGCAAUGCUCCUAUAUUAUGUCUCCGAAAGUCUCACUUUUUCUAAUCAAAUCUUGAGAAAGAAGGAAUAUGUGCAAUAUAGAUAUUCCAAGUCCAAAAGCAUUCCGGAAAGGGCGAAAUUUCACAAGUUGAAUCUCUAUUUGAAGACUGAUUCUUUGAGGAACUGUUUCCAGAUAAGCUCGAUCGUUGUUAUUGGUGUUUUUAACCGCCCUACUUUUUUAGUUUACUCCAUGAUGCCAAUUUUUUUCUGGCUCUAUCGUGGUAUAGGAAGUAGGGUCAUAAGUAACAUCCAUUUCCACUUGAGGAUUUUAGCACUUGUUGUUUGUGCCCUUCCUGUAUUAUUGUUUGUUGUACUCGUAGAUUCAUUUUAUUACGGGUAUAUUUCUUGGGGUGAAAUAGGAAUGUUGGAUGUUUCCAUCAACAGUUUCGUUUUCACCCCCUGGAAUUUUUUUAAAUACAAUACUAAUGUGCAGAAUUUAAAGCAACACGGUAUACACCCUAAAUAUUUACACUUUCUUGUUAAUAUGCCUUUAUUAUUCAGCAUACUCGCUGUGGCUCAUCUAUACAACCUCGGAUUUUACUUCCACAGGCUCACCCAAAGCAAAUACAGCUACCUGCCUUUGAUUCGAAGCAUUAAGGGUCUAAUGACAGUUUCCACGCUUUUACCAUUAUCCCUGCUAUCUUUAUUCCCUCACCAAGAACCCAGGUUCUUGAUCCCUCUCCUCCUUCCGUUAGUUUACCUUUACGGUACCAAAAUUCUCCCAGAGAAACAAAGCGACAUAAUAAAGGCAGACCCGACUUCGUUCAAGGCUACAAGGGUGAAUAAAAUGUCAAACAUUUUCUAUGGCACCUGGCUGAUGAUCAACUUCACCCUCAUGAUAUUCUAUGGUUACUUGCACCAAGGGGGCGUCGUCUCCGCUAUGUCCCACCUCUCGAGCAUCACGGGGAGGUACGACAGAUCGGUGGAAAUACACUUGUUUUCUAGCCACAAUUACAUGUUGCCCCAAUUUCUCCUGCUUCAACGGAAGACCACGUUGAAAAUCGAGGAUUUUGUCAGCGACAUGGAGGCUUAUAAGCAAAGGGUGCACGUUUACGACGAGGGAUCUAGAGAGCUGGAAUUCCUCACCAAAAAGAUCCAGGUUGUUUAUAAUACUCGAAGAAUGUCGAGGGGUAGAUUCAAAACGUACCUGCUCAUCCCCAGCAGUCUCAGCUCUGAUAUGCAGAGAUUGAUCGGAGGUACCAAUCUGGGCUUGACCAAGAUUAAGGGUUUUUAUCCGCAUGUUGUCAUUGAGGUCUUGCCGAAAAUUAUGGCUUAUUAUGUAGAUCUUGUAGAGGUGUUUGAUUUUGGAAUUUUCAGUGAUUUUCAUAAGGCUCAGAUGUUUGUUGCUAAGUUGGUGGAAUUUUUCGAGUUGGAUUUGUAUGAAAUUUCCGAGAAAUACUUUAUUCAUGGUGAUAAGAUGAUCUCGCUGGAUAAAAGAUGAGACUUUGAACCAUAUCGGGGAUUUUGAAUGAUUUGUAAAGCACAACUUUUUAAGUCUUAAGAUGAUUAUUAUUAUUACUCCAGUUGCAAUUUUAAGCUCGCAAUUGAAUUCUUACUGAUUGAUGGGCUCUAAUCUUGGCACUAUUUUUAAUCUGAGCAUUCCAAAUAUGUAUAUUGUUAUGGUAA